This is a messenger RNA of Aspergillus tanneri, 486 nucleotides long. RefSeq names its product H(+)-transporting V0 sector ATPase subunit c (gene VMA3). The coding region runs from base 1 to 486 and encodes 161 amino acids. The record is from RefSeq and is a predicted model, not a curated record. Lineage: Eukaryota; Fungi; Ascomycota; Eurotiomycetes; Eurotiales; Aspergillaceae. Gene Ontology annotation, molecular function: proton-transporting ATPase activity, rotational mechanism. Gene Ontology annotation, biological process: proton transmembrane transport. The transcript is spliced from 6 exons. Gene Ontology annotation, cellular component: proton-transporting V-type ATPase, V0 domain.
AUGGCCACUGAACUUUGUCCCGUCUAUGCGCCCUUCUUCGGUGCGCUGGGCUGCACCUCAGCUAUCGUCUUCACCUGUUUCGGAGCCGCCUAUGGAACCGCCAAGGCUGGUGUCGGCGUCUGUGGAAUGGCUGUGUUGCGGCCCGAUCUGAUCGUUAAGAACAUUGUCCCCAUUGUCAUGGCCGGUAUCAUUGGUAUCUACGGGCUGGUCGUGUCGGUUUUGAUUGCCAACGACUUGCAACAAAAGGUUGCCCUGUACACAGGAUUCGUUCAGCUGGGAGCAGGUCUCGCCGUCGGUCUGGCCGGUAUGGCAGCUGGUUUUGCCAUUGGUAUUGUUGGUGACGCUGGUGUCCGCGGAACAGCCCAGCAACCCAGACUCUACGUUGGCAUGAUUUUGAUUCUCAUUUUCGCUGAAGUCUUGGGUCUUUACGGUCUUAUCGUCGCCCUUUUGAUGAACUCCCGUUCCACUAUCGAGACCAAGUGCUAA